CCAUUCAGGCUCUGCGCGACCUAUCGUCCUGCUCGGCAGAUCGAAAAUAGGAGGGCUUUAUACUAAUCAGCACUUCAGUCUUGCGCGAGCAAAAGUGCUGGGUCGUCGUGCAAGCCUCUGUUAGAAGCGCAAGAGGCAAGGGGGCAGCAUACGCGCGUGAUCAAUGCAUUCGCCAAAUACAAUAAGAGCGUGCGGAGAAGAGGACAGGGAACGAGAGUAGAUAUACAUUUUCUUUUUAGCAAAGAGUUUUAACACAUCAUCCGAAUGACAAUGGGGGAAUGGACGAUACUAGAGCGGCUGUUAGAGGCUGCUGUCCAGCAGCACUCUACUAUGAUCGGAAGGAUCCUACUAACAGUGGUAGUGAUCUUCCGGAUUCUAAUAGUUGCUAUAGUGGGAGAGACGGUGUACGACGACGAGCAGUCCAUGUUCGUGUGUAACACGCUACAGCCAGGCUGCAAUCAGGCUUGCUACGACAAAGCAUUCCCAAUAUCCCACAUCAGAUACUGGGUAUUCCAGAUCAUCAUGGUGUGCACCCCCAGUCUCUGUUUUAUCACCUACUCCGUGCACCAGUCGGCAAAGCAGAAGGAGCGGAGGUUCUCCACUGUUUACCUUUCUCUGGACAAGGACCAGGAUUCUAUGAAAAGAGACGACAGUAAAAAGAUCAAGAACACAAUUGUGAACGGAGUAUUACAGAACACGGAGAACUCAACAAAAGAAUCCGAGACGGAUUGUCUUGAAGUGAAGGAGAUGCCUAGUUCAGUCAUGAGAACUACCAAGUCCAAAAUGAGACGUCAAGAAGGCAUCUCAAGAUUCUACAUCAUCCAGGUCGUUUUUCGAAACGCUCUAGAGAUAGGGUUUUUAGUGGGUCAAUACUUCCUCUACGGAUUCAAUGUCCCUGCCGUGUAUGAAUGUGAUCGAUACCCCUGCAUCAAAGAUGUUGAGUGCUACGUUUCAAGACCAACGGAGAAGACCGUGUUUCUGGUCUUCAUGUUCGCCGUCAGUGGGAUAUGUGUGGUCCUGAACCUCGCAGAACUCAACCACCUUGGCUGGAGGAAAAUCAAAACAGCUGUGAGGGGUGUACAGGCUAGGAGAAAGUCAAUUUACGAGAUCAGAAACAAAGACUUGCCGCGAAUGAGCAUGCCCAAUUUCGGUCGCACUCAGUCGAGUGACUCCGCCUAUGUGUAGCGCCUAUCAGGCUGCUGGGGGUCAACAUGGUGGAUAACAGCUGUAUUGAGACAAAACAGAAAUAAUGAUGUGUUGGAUAGUUCAUCUCACCAAUUUCCUCUGAAGUAGGUGGGGUAGAUCAAUUUAAUUUGUCUUGUACAGACAAUUUAAAAAACAAACGGACCAAACGUUUGUUUGUCAUAUUUAUGAAAAAAAAGG
Alosa sapidissima (American shad) is the source of this 1383-nucleotide messenger RNA. It is a transcript of the gene gjd2b, whose product is annotated as gap junction protein delta 2b. The transcript is spliced from 2 exons. Lineage: Eukaryota; Metazoa; Chordata; Actinopteri; Clupeiformes; Clupeidae. Gene Ontology annotation, biological process: cell communication. Gene Ontology annotation, cellular component: connexin complex. The record is from RefSeq and is a predicted model, not a curated record. Bases 265 to 1185 code for a protein of 306 amino acids.